CAAAUAAACAACAGGCUCAUGAUUACUGUUGAGUAUUACUUAUAUUUUUCGAAUACGUAAACCUGGCUUUAAUUUUAACAUGUCCGAUAUAGCGGAAAAUCUUCUUGCACAGUAUUAUGGAUUGUGCAAGAAAUCGGAAACUGAAAAAUUUAUAUCAAUUCAUGAAUGCAUGAGCAAUGUGGAGGACGACGUAGAGAAAUUGAUUGGCGAACAAUCGACAGUGGAUACGGCGAACGACAAUGACACGUCCAGAGAAACGGAAGAACAGGAAAACGUCGUUGAGAACGAGGAAAGAAAUUCCGAAACUGACAUUCCGACGAGAUCCUCUCGAGCAUUAGAAUGGGAAGCAUUAGAAGACAAUGAAAAAACAUCGUCUGAAUUCAAUAUUAUUUUCGAAGAAAAUGCAGCGAGCAAUUUAUAUGAAAAUACAAACGCUUCUUCUGGCAAAGAGACACAAGAUCUUGUCUUACACAACGCCAAAACCAUCACUUUAGGUACCGAAGGGAACGAUUUAUAUCUCUCACUUAACGAAGAUGCAUUGCCGGAUAGCGCUUCAGACGUUUCCUCGAUAGCGGGGGAGAAAAAAACGAAGAAGUCUCCAAAUAUAUGUAUCUCACCCUCGACGCCACCGCCAAAUAAAUCUCAAAUAUAUAACGAGAACUUUGUAGAUUUAACGAGUGCUGGUCUUACAUUCUUUCCCAUUGAAGUGAUCGAAAAAUAUUCUACAAUACAAAUGCUAUAUUUAGAAAAUAAUAAUCUCUCCAAACUUCCUAAAGAGCUUUUCGUUUCUUUGCCACAUUUGCAAUGGCUGGACGUUAGAAAUAAUCAAUUGACAAAUUUACCUACGAGUAUUCGAUCGCAUCCUUCGCUGGAAAGCAUCCUGCUACAAGGAAAUAAGUUCGAGAAAUUGCCAUUAGAACUGUGCCUGGUGCCAAAACUUAAAAUACUCAAUAUAGCACAUAAUCCUAUUAUUACACCUCCAAAGGAUGUUAUAGCUCUCGGAUGUUCGGGUAUUCUCAACUAUCUCCGAACUGAAUGGAAUAAAUUACAUCCGGAUGAUCCUGCGAUAUCUGUGGAGCAAAAAAUUGAACCAAAAUUAUCAACAAUUUUGUGUUAUCAAUCUCCUCACGAAAAGCGACGAAAAUUAUCAAAAAUUUCGCAGCAAGCAUCGAAAAGCACCAAUGAUAUCGGUUCGUUCAAGGGCGUUUCGGUUAGGAAAAGGAGCAGAGCUUACAAACCCAGUAACAGAUGCGAGAAUAAAGGGACCAAUAUUGCUAUGGAACAACAACUGCAAUGGAUAUCUAAAGCGAGAGAUUUAUUCAGUGCACAAUCGGCAACAAUUCAAAAAAUUAAAGAUUCGGAUGCUAUAAAAGAAUGGAGACGUGAUAAACGAAGUUUCAGUAAAAGUAUGGAGAAAGUAUCGAGAAGAAAUGAAGACGAUAUUCCUUUCGCAAUCGACAUCAAAGAUUAUCCUGCGAUACGAAAACAACCACAAAAAGCGGUAUAAUAAUUAUAUAUAUAUAUUUUAUCUGAGAAAAAAAUAACAAGUCAAAAAAAUUUAAUAAGAACAAAUUUUCUAUUAUCCGAUCUAGAAAGAAAAUGCGGAUAACCAGACAAAUGGAAAAUUAAGAUUUGCUGCACCAGUGUAUAUAUAUAUAUAUAGAUAAGUCGAAUAAAUAUUAUACAUUUUCAGUAAUUCUUCAGUAUAACUUUAAAUAUUAUAUUUUAGAAAUAUAAAUAACAAGAUUCAAGAAUUACUAGGAUCUUUACAAAAGUUUGAAAUUACGAAAUCUUCAGAAAUAUUGACACCUAAAUCCAAACAAAAAUAUCUGCAAACCAAGAUUAAAAAGGUACAUUGUGUUAUUAUGUCGCACGUGUUUUGUAGUUAAAAUUUAUUAAGAAAAUAAUUACUAUUUUGAUUUAUUUCAUAGCUCUCACAAUUUCAAAAGGAAGUUCAAAAUCUAAGAAGAUUCAACGAAAUUAUAACAGCUCCAAUGAAUUCUCCAAACAGUUAAUCUCAAUGUUUUCUUUUCUGAUUUUUAUUCGGAGAUUUUAUACUUUUGUAUCUAUUACUA
Messenger RNA from Formica exsecta, 2075 nucleotides. Its product is annotated as cyclic GMP-binding protein C-like. The transcript has 9 exons. Gene Ontology annotation, molecular function: protein binding. The record is from RefSeq and is a predicted model, not a curated record. Bases 80 to 1507 code for a protein of 475 amino acids. NCBI's taxonomy places the organism in Eukaryota, Metazoa, Arthropoda, Insecta, Hymenoptera, Formicidae.